Molecule: messenger RNA, 2121 nt
Organism: Phaethon lepturus (White-tailed tropicbird)
Lineage: Eukaryota; Metazoa; Chordata; Aves; Phaethontiformes; Phaethontidae
Gene: PIWIL2
Product: piwi-like RNA-mediated gene silencing 2
Exons: 17
Biological process (GO): regulatory ncRNA-mediated gene silencing
Cellular component (GO): P granule
Molecular function (GO): protein binding; piRNA binding
Source: RefSeq, a predicted model, not a curated record
CCGGCAGCAAAGGGAACCCCCUUAGACGUGGGGCUGAACUCGGUUAAAAUCCACUGCCAGAACGAAGCUGUCUACCAGUACCACGUUACCUUCAGCCCUGAGUUGCAGUGCAAGAGCGUGCGUUUUGCCGUGCUGAAGGAGCACCGGGCAGUGACGGGGGACGUGACCGCGUUCGACGGAUCCAUCCUCUACCUGCCCAUCCUGCUCCCCCAGCCGGUCAGUCUGAAGGCUCAGAGGAGGAGCGACGGGGAGGAGAUUGCCAUCACCAUCCAGAUAACCAAGGUCCUCGAACCCAGCUCGGAUCUCUGCAUCCCCUUUUACAAUGUGGUUUUCCGGAGGGUGAUGAGAAUCUUAGAUAUGAAGCUUGUUGGGAGAAAUUUCUUUGAACCUGCCCAAGCUACCAUAUUACAGCAUUACAGGCUGCAGAUUUGGCCGGGAUACUCUGUCAGCAUCCGGAAGAAGGACGGCGGUCUCUUCCUCUUGGUCGACGCCAUCCACAAAGUCAUCCGCAGCGAUUCUGUCCUGGAUUUCAUGCACACCAUCUACAAGCAAAGCCUCAGCAGCUUCCAGGACGAGUGCACCAAACAGCUGGUGGGCAACGUGGUCAUCACCCGCUACAACAACCGCACCUACCGCAUCGACGACAUCGACUGGAACAAGACCCCGAGGGACAGUUUCACCAUGGCCAGUGGUGAGGAGAUCACCUUCGUGGACUACUACAGCAAAGCGUACGGGAUCACCAUCAGGGAGCUGGACCAGCCGCUGCUCAUCCACAGGCCCAGGGAAAAACAGACGCCGGAGGGGAAGCGUCGCCUGGACAUGGUACUGCUCGUGCCAGAGCUCACCUUCAUGACCGGGGUCCCUGAGAUAAGGAAGGACAGUCGAAUGGUGAAGGACGUGAUGCGGGAGAUGCUGCAGAGCCCCAGGCAGCACUACACGCGUCUCACCAGCCUCCUGCGCAGGAUCAAGGACAGCCCCGAGGCCUCGCGGGAGCUGAUGCGCUGGGGGCUCAGCCUGGACCCCGACAUCCACAGGACCCAGGGCCGAGUCCUGCCCACGGAGAGGAUCAACCUGCGGCACAGCUCCUUCAUCCCCACCGAGGACCUGAGCUGGAACAAGGAGGUCACGCGAGAAGCCUCCAUCUCGGCGAUCGCCAUGAAUUACUGGCUGCUGGUUUACCCGAAGCGCCUGCAGGACCUGGCGAAGGAUCUGGUGGCCGCCAUGGAGAGCGUCUGCGGCCCCAUCGGCAUGCACGUCAGCCGGCCCGCCUUGGUGGAGCUGAAGGACGACCGCAUCGAGACCUACGCCAAGACCAUCCAAAGCGUUUUGGGUAGCGAGGACAAGGUGCAGCUGCUCCUGUGCAUAAUCUCCAGCAGCCGGGAGGACUUGUACGCGGCCAUCAAGAAGCUGUGCUGCGUGCAGUCCCCGGUGCCCUCCCAGAUCAUCAACGCGCAGUCCCUCACGGGCCAGUUGGGCAAGAUGAGGAACGUGGUCCAGAAAGUCCUGCUGCAGAUGAACUGCAAGCUGGGCGGCGAGCUCUGGGGGGUCGACAUCCCUCUGAAACAGCUGAUGGUCAUCGGGAUGGACGUCUACCACGGCCGCAGCGAAGGGAUGCGCUCCGUCAUCGGCUUCGUGGCCAGCAUGAAUCACGUCCUCACCAAGUGGUACUCCAGGGUGGUCUUCCAGAUGCCUCACCAGGAGAUCGCCGACAGCCUCCGGCUCUGCCUGGCCGAUGCGCUCCAGCAUUUCCACGAGAUGAACCACUGCUUGCCCAAGAAAAUAGUCAUGUACAGGGACGGCGUGUCCGACAGCCAGCUCGACACCGUGCUCAAGUAUGAGAUCCCGCAGAUGCAGAAGUGCUUCAACACCUUUGAGAACUACCAGCCCAGCAUGGUGGUCGUGGUGGUGCAGAAACAAAUCAGCACCAACUUCUACACCCUCACGGCAGAGCAAUUUGUCUCCCCUCCUCCGGGGACGGUCAUCGACCACACGGUCACCAGCUCGGACUGGCAGGAUUUCUUUUUGUUGGCCCAUCACUCUCGCCAGGGCUGCAGCAUCCCCACGCGUUACGUCUGCGUGCUGAACACGGCCAACCUCAGCUGCGAGCACCUGCAGAGGUAA